Molecule: messenger RNA, 5034 nt
Organism: Aspergillus neoniger CBS 115656
Lineage: Eukaryota; Fungi; Ascomycota; Eurotiomycetes; Eurotiales; Aspergillaceae
Product: SHMT-domain-containing protein
Exons: 10
Coding region: 111-4799 (1562 amino acids)
Biological process (GO): folic acid metabolic process; tetrahydrofolate interconversion; L-serine catabolic process
Cellular component (GO): cytoplasm
Molecular function (GO): cobalt ion binding; serine binding; glycine hydroxymethyltransferase activity
Source: RefSeq, a predicted model, not a curated record
GUCCGCUGGGUCCCUCGUUCCCUCCUCUUCUUUUCUUCUUUUAUCUUCUCCAUUGCCUCCUCUUCCCCCAUUCUUAAUCUGAUCCCGUUGUACAUCACACAUUCUGCAUCAUGUUGAGUCGCUGUGGACGUCAGGCCUUGCGCCUGAUCCCGCGCACGGCAAGCUCCGCUAUUCGGUCGACUGCCAUCCCUCUCCAGCUUCGUCCUGCGACGGUUGCUCCUUUGCGCCUGCCGGGACAAGGCCGCAGCGUGUCCUCUUCGACUCGUGAAGGACAGCAGACUCUGCUCUCCGCACCCCUCGAGGAGUCCGACCCCGCCAUCUAUGACAUUCUCCAGAAGGAGAAAAAACGUCAGCAACAUUUCAUCAACCUCAUCCCCUCCGAGAACUUCACAUCACAAGCUGUCCUCGAUGCGCUGGGCAGUGUCAUGCAAAAUAAAUACUCGGAGGGAUACCCCGGCGCCAGAUACUAUGGUGGAAACGAACACAUUGACGCCUCUGAACGGCUAUGCCAGCAGCGUGCGCUCGAGACCUUUGGCCUUAACCCCGAAGAAUGGGGUGUGAACGUGCAACCGCUGUCUGGCUCGCCCGCUAACCUUUACGCCAUUUCCGCCAUCCUCAACACCCACGACCGCUUGAUGGGCCUGGACCUGCCCCAUGGCGGUCACUUGUCCCACGGCUACCAGACCCCCACCAAGAAGAUUUCGUUCAUCUCGAAGUACUUCGAAACGCUGCCCUACCGGCUAGAUGAGUCUACCGGUCUCAUUGACUACGACGCCCUGGAGAAGCAGGCGCUUCUCUACCGCCCCAAGCUCAUCAUCGCCGGUACCUCGGCCUACAGCCGCUUGAUUGACUACCCUCGCAUGCGCCAGAUCGCAGACGCCGCCGGCGCAUACUUGCUGAGCGACAUGGCCCACAUCUCCGGUCUCGUGGCCGCGGACGUCCUCCCGUCGCCCUUCGCCCACUCAGAUGUGGUGACUACCACGACCCACAAAUCGCUGCGGGGUCCCCGCGGCGCGAUGAUCUUCUUCCGCAAGGGUGUCCGCCGGACGGACAAGAAGGGCAACCCGGAGAGGUAUGACCUGGAGGGCCCGAUCAACGCGUCCGUGUUCCCAGGUCACCAGGGUGGCCCCCACAACCACACUAUCACCGCCUUGGCUGUGGCGCUGAAGCAGGCGCAGUCGCCUGAGUUCAAGACCUACCAGCAGACGGUGUUGGCCAAUGCGAAGGCCCUGGCAGACCGUCUUGGCAGCCCGCUUAGCAACGGAGGCCUGGGAUACAACAUCGUCUCUGGCGGCACCGACAACCACCUGGUGUUGGUGGACCUGAAGAACCGCGGGGUGGACGGCGCGCGCGUCGAGCGGGUGCUGGAGCUGUGCGGUGUGGCCAGCAACAAGAACACGGUGCCGGGUGACAAGUCGGCUCUGAAGCCCGGUGGUCUACGUCUGGGCACGCCGGCCAUGACGACGCGAGGCUUCCAGCCGGAGGACUUCCGCCGCGUCGCAGACAUUGUGGACCGGGCGGUGAUCAUCACACAGAAACUGGACAAGGCAGCCAAGGAGAGCGCGGCGGCAAAGGGUGUGAAGAACCCGAACACCGUCAAGGCUUUCUUGGAAUAUGUGCGCGAGGGCGAGGAGAUUCCGGAGAUUGUGCUCCUGCGGCAGGAGAAUCACUAUGCACAUCAGUCAAGUACAUCAUUCCCCACAUUCAUAUAUUCUUCCAUCCAUGCCCGUAUCCCAAUAUCAAAACCAGUAAUACUAACGAUAAUAAACCAAAAGCUCUACACGUACCCCAUCAAAUCCCUUCAAGGCGUCCCCAUCUCCAGCGCAACCUUCACUCGAACCGGCUUCCCCUAUGACCGCCAUUAUAUGCUCCUCAAAGUCCUUCCCAAUGGCGAAUACAAGAAUAUGCAUGUGCCUCAUUUCCCGGAAAUGUCGCUAUUCUACACCGAUAUCAUUCACAGUGAUGAUGGCAAGAAAGCAACAGGGUCUGGGUCCAGCAGGAUAGUGGUUACAUAUCGUCCUCCUCCCGCUGCUGAUCAAUCCCAGUCCCAGCGGAAGUUGGAGGUACCGCUGAUAACCGAUACGGCGGGGUUGAAGGAAGUAAAAGUCGUCAUGCACCAGAGUCCGACAAAGGGCUAUAUCAUGGGAGAGGAGUAUAACGGGUGGUUUAGUGGGUGUUUUGGAUAUCGGGUGGUGCUUGUCUAUUUGGGCGGUAAUUAUAGAGGUGUUUUAGGAACUUUUGCGCCGGAGAAGAGUGCGGCGCAUAGAGGCAUACAGGGGUGGUGGUGGAGGGACGGGGCGCUAGGUCUAGGAACAGGGCUGGUGGGUGUGAUGAUUUUGUUGUCUUGGGUAGGUAUGAGUAUGGGAUUACUGGGGGGUAUAGGAGCAACAGGGGCAGCAGGAGCUGUUGUUUGGUAUGGAGCUGGACGCCAGAAUAAAAAGGAAGAGCAGAUUACUUUUGCUGAUACGGCGCCGUAUCUGAUUGUGUCGCGCACUUCAGUCGAGGAUGUCUCGGCACGGUUAGCUGGUGAUGAGGAAAUGGACGUUACCAAGGCCCGGCCGAACAUUGUCAUAUCUGGUGCAGAGACGGCCUUUGAGGAGGACUUUUGGGCUGAAGUACAGAUUGGAGAGUCUGGUUCGGCAAAGCUAUUGCUCACGGCCAAUUGUAUACGGUGUCAGAGUCUUAAUGUUGACUAUACGACGGGGAAGAUGGGUACCGGCGAGUCAGGGACUGUGCUAAAGAAGUUGAUGAAGGAUCGCCGAGUCGAUAAGGGCGCCAAGUUCAGUCCGGUGUUUGGUCGAUAUGGGUUUUUGGAUGGAGGGUCGGAUGGCCGGACGGUGCGGGUUGGAGAUGCGGUGGUUGUAGCAAGAAGGGUUAAGGAACGGACGGUUUAUGGUGAGUGUGCUACUGUUCUACCUUCUGAGAGUUCUUGUUAUCUUCACAUCCCGCCCAUCGAUCCAUCCUCAUCCGUUUCGCACGGCGGGGUCAUGGAUUACUCCGUCAACCUCCGCCGCAAGGAUACCACCAAGGGUCCGCCUUUGCGGAUCCUGUCGCUUGAUGGCGGCGGCGUCCGUGGUUACUCCAUGCUUAUCAUCCUCCAAGAACUCAUGUACCGCGUCUACGUUGAAUGCGAAGGCAAAGCUCCUCGUCGCGAUGAAAUCCCCAAACCCUGUGACCACUUCGACCUCAUCGUUGGCACCGGAACCGGCGGCCUAAUCGCCCUCAUGCUGGGCCGGCUACGCCUGGAUCUCGAGACCUGCAAAGAUGUCUAUGUCCGCAUGACCCGCCGCGUGUUCGAAACCGACAAGACGUUCGCCGGCAUCCCGUUCCAUAAGACACUGUUCAAGGCUUCCAAGCUGGAAGAAGCCAUCCGCGAAUGCGUCCGCGAGCAUACCGUCUUCGAAGCGGAGGGGAACGAUUUGAGCCCGUCGGCGCGCAACUCGCUGGCCAGUGCCCCUUUUAGUCCCAACUCCAUGUCGGUGCCCCAGCGCUCGGGCAGUCGGGCUAGCUUCAGUACGACUGGCUCUCAUUCGUCGGGUCAUGCUAGUCAGCGCAAUUCGACAUUUGUGAACGGUUUGCGCUGGGGGAAUCCGGAUGCGCUGUUGUAUGAUAACCGGGAGUAUCGGACGAAAACUGCUGUGACUGCACUCUACAAAGGUACCACGUCCCGCAACGGCUCUACCGUCCUCCUCCGGUCCUACGAUUCGCGAAAGGAACCCCCGCCCGAGUUCAACUGCACCGUCUGGCAGGCUGGUCGUGCCACUUCGGCUACCGGGCUAGCCUUCAAGCCCAUUCAGAUUGGACAGCACGUCUUCAUCGACGAAGGUGCCGGUACCUACAACCCCUCGCCGCAGGCGCUGGAUGAAGCGGUUAUGAAUGAGUGGCCCGGUCGCGAAAUCGGUGUGUUUGUCAGCGUGGGAACUGGCAAGCGCCCACCAGGCACCAACAAUCGGCAACACGAGUGGUGGGAGGACUUCUUUGGGGAUGCCCUGGGCACAUUCGCGGAAGCCCGUCGACGCCUGAUCGCCAAGAUCGAAGGUUGCGAGGAUAUUCAUUUGGCGAUGCUGCGCGACCAUCUAGCUAAGCGCAAUGUGAGCAAGGACAACUACUACCGGCUGAACGUCGAGGUGGGCGUGGGCGAAUUUGGCAUGAAUGAAUGGAACCGGCUGGCAGACAUCAGCACCAACACGCGGCGUUACCUGACGCGACCGGAGGUGAAGCACCAGAUCCUGGAUGCGGGUGUCAAGUUCGCCAAAAUUGAGCGCCAACACCGCCGGCUGGCUGACCAUGCGGCGGCGGGUCAGGUCGAUGAUGGGACCUCGUCUAUCAUGCACAGUCCAGUGCUGUCGGUGCCGCCGCCAUCGCACCCGAUGGCCGUGGAGCUACCAGCUGAGCUGCCGGGUGACUUUGUGCCUUAUAUCACAACAGAGGACUCGCUGCCGGCGCACCCCACGCCACAGGAUACUGUUCUACCAUCACCAGGGCGGACAUCAGGCGACCUGGCCAGUCCGGGGGCUGGCGAGGUCAGUCGGCCUAGCUCGCGGACGCACGGGUCCUCUCGACCCAGCACCGGGCAUGGCCACGAUGGGAUGCCUCCGCCGGUGCCUCCCAAGACACCGAUUCCUUAUCCUUCUGGGUAUCCCAGUGAACUGGGAGGUAUUCCGAUGCCGAUGCCGACAACGACCAGCCCGGGACACAGUCACAGUGGAAGUUUGAGUGGGAAACUUCGACCGCCGUAUCCAGUGGACGAGCCACCGGUGGUAAACAAGCAGCGGAAGCCGAGUUACCAUGUGCGGUGAUGAUACCAAUACCUUCCUGUAUCUAUUUUAUGCUUUUUUUUCUUUUUUUGAUUUCUGAUGAUGAGUCUACUUCUAUGGUGUAUGAGGGAGGCGUCUGCGAGAAUCCUGCGAGGAAAGCGGGCGAUUUCCGGUUAUGAUCUGAUGGAUACCCUAAUGACCCGUUAAUGAAUGAAUAUUCUUGUUGAGAAGGCUGGAUAGUGUGCGUAGAUAGAAAUGGUGUAAAAUGUUCUAGAAG